Messenger RNA from Salvelinus sp. IW2-2015, 735 nucleotides. Its product is annotated as cocaine- and amphetamine-regulated transcript protein. Gene Ontology annotation, molecular function: neuropeptide hormone activity. The record is from RefSeq and is a predicted model, not a curated record. Lineage: Eukaryota; Metazoa; Chordata; Actinopteri; Salmoniformes; Salmonidae. Gene Ontology annotation, biological process: G protein-coupled receptor signaling pathway; negative regulation of appetite; adult feeding behavior.
UUACCGUGCAUCUAGGAGAGUGUUUGCGCACACUGGGCAGUGUGCUUGUUAAAGAGGCUCGGCUAUAGCGUCUGCUAUUGACGUCGAGACAAAAUAUUGUUUGUGGACAUCGGAGUCAAACGACCCAUUAGUUGACCUGAAAUGCGCUCAGCACCUUGGAGAGCUCUCGCGCGUAGUGAAUCACUCGGCCGCGUGGUGCGUACAGAUCAGAAGCGCCACUGUCUGACAAUUUAGUGGAAAUCACGCUAUGACGAAUUUCACGGUGCUGUUUCUGCUGAUGUGUUGUGUUCUAUGUGUGCACUUUCUGUCUGUCGGAGUAGAGGCAAGAUUACCGGACGUUCCGUCGUUGGAAACACGAGACUCACGCAAGCAUAAACAGUUGGGUGUCCCUGUCCAUGAUAGGGGACAGCUUCAGAGGGAAAUAUCUUCCUCCGUUUUGAGAAACAAGUUCAACCGCCUUCCUGGAGUAUGUCAACGUCUACGCAGAAGGAGAAUCACAGUUCUGUGCAAUUCCAACGUGGGCAAGUACUGUUCGGUCAAAGAAGGAGCUCAACAUGGCCACAUUUGCCGCUGUCCAAGAGCAUCAAAGUGUAAAUACUUCUUUCUAAGGAGUCUGUAGAGCUCAAUCCAGAUUGCCUUUGUCUGUUGUGCUGUUUGUCUCCCGUCAAAUAGUUUUGACUACUAAAUAAAUGCAUAUUUUCAAGAGAAAAAUAUAAUGAACACUUUCCCAGUACG